Messenger RNA from Columba livia (rock pigeon), 2559 nucleotides. It is a transcript of the gene CACNB3, whose product is annotated as calcium voltage-gated channel auxiliary subunit beta 3. Gene Ontology annotation, molecular function: voltage-gated calcium channel activity; protein binding. Gene Ontology annotation, biological process: calcium ion transmembrane transport. The coding region runs from base 160 to 1710 and encodes 516 amino acids. The record is from RefSeq and is a predicted model, not a curated record. Gene Ontology annotation, cellular component: voltage-gated calcium channel complex. The transcript is spliced from 14 exons. NCBI's taxonomy places the organism in Eukaryota, Metazoa, Chordata, Aves, Columbiformes, Columbidae.
AGGCGGGGGCGGGGACGGCCGGGACGCCCCGGCGGCCCCGUGUGAUGCGGAGCGCGGCAGUGGCGGCGGCAGCGGCGCGGCCCUUCCCGGCGGAGCGCCGCGGUCCGGUGCGGGGCCGCCCCGCCGGGAUCCCGGGGGCUUCGGUGGGUGCUGCCGGGCAUGUCCGCCCCGGCGCAGCCCGCCGCUCCCGGCUCCUUUCAGAGCCCGCGGAGGCUCCCGAAGUGCAAGAGCCGUUUCAAGCGCUCGGACGGCAGCACCUCGUCCGACACCACCUCCAGCAUCCUCCGCAGGCAGGGCUCGGCGGACUCCUACACCAGCCGCCCGUCCCUGGACUCCGACGUGUCCCUGGACGAGGACCGCGAGGGCGCCCGGCGCGAGGUGGAGAGCCAGGCCCAGCAGCAGCUCGAGAGGGCCAAGCACAAGCCGGUCGCCUUCGCCGUGCGCACCAAUGUCAGCUACUGCGGGGCGCUGGACGAGGAGUGCCCGGUGCAGGGAGCCGCCAUCAACUUUGAAGCCAAAGAUUUCCUGCACAUCAAGGAGCCUCACCCCUGCCCUGUCCUUGCCCAGAAAUACAGCAAUGACUGGUGGAUCGGGCGCCUAGUGAAGGAGGGGGGGGACAUCGCCUUCAUCCCCAGCCCCCAGCGCCUGGAAGCCAUGAGGCUCAAGCAGGAGCAGAAAGCCAGGAGAGCUGGCAAUGCCUCGGGCCUCGGCGACAGCGGGAGCCGGCGAUCGCCUCCCCCCUCAUUAGCCAAACAGAAGCAGAAGCAGACACAGCACAUCCCGCCCUACGACGUGGUCCCCUCCAUGCGGCCCGUGGUGCUGGUGGGGCCCUCGCUGAAAGGAUAUGAGGUCACCGACAUGAUGCAGAAAGCUCUCUUCGACUUCCUCAAGCACAGAUUUGACGGCAGGAUCUCCAUCACCCACAUCACGGCCGAUCUGUCCCUGGCCAAGCGCUCCAUCCUCAACAACCUGGGCAAACAGGCCAUCCUGGAGCGCUCCACCACCCGCUCCAGCAUCGCCGAGGUGCAGAGCGAGAUCGAGCGCAUCUUCGAGCUGGCCAAGUCCCUGCAGCUGGUGGUGCUGGAUGCCGACACCAUCAACCACCCGGCUCAGCUGGCCAAGACCUCCCUGGCGCCCAUCAUCGUCUACGUCAAGGUGUCCUCGCCCAAGGUCCUGCAGCGGCUCAUCAAGUCCCGCGGGAAGUCCCAGGUGAAGCACCUCAACGUGCAGAUGAUGGCGGCCGACAAGCUGGUGCAGUGUCCCCCGGAGCUCUUCGAUGUGAUCCUGGACGAGAACCAGCUGGAAGACGCCUGUGAGCACCUUGCCGAGUACCUGGAGGUGUACUGGCGCGCCACCCACCACCCCCCGCACGCCCCCCACGCCGUCCCCUCGCCCACCGGCCUCCCGGGCCUGCAGAGCCAGCUGGGGGAGAGGGGGGAGCACUCGCCGCUGGAGCACGACAGCCUGAUGCCCUCGGACGAGGCCGGGGAGACCUCGCCCCAGCCCUGGGGGGCCACGUCCCAGCGCAGCUCCCGGCACCUGGAGGAAGAGGAGGAGGAGGAGUACGGGGACCCCUACCCCGACAUCUACCAGCCCCACCGGCACCACAACAGCGGGCUGCAGGGCCCCCCCGCGCCCGAUCGCCAAACCGAGCGCAACCAUGACAGGAACUGGCAGCGCGGGCGGCCCUGGGCCAAGGACAGCUAUUAGGGGUGGGGAGGGCGGGGGGGACACGGCUGGGAACCGGCCCCCCCCUCCCUGGGCGCUCGCCCCUCGCCCCAGCCCCGCGCUGGGGCUGCUCAGACAAUCUCCCUCUCUCGGGGAAUCUCCUCCACACCGGCAGCUUCCUCGCGCCCGACCCCCCUGGGCACGUCUUCAGCCAUAAGCACAGGGGGGGGCGGCAGCCAGGACACCCCAGGACACCCCCCCCAGCUCUGGGGGGCGGCCACCUGCCUUCUCCCUGCCUCAGUUUCCCCACCUGGCCCCCGCAUCGCAGUCUCAUUUCCCGCAGCGCAGCUGCCAUAAGCAGAGGGUGCCUCCACCCCAAAACCACCAGGUAAUGGCGGGGAGGGGGGGGACAGUUUUAGAGCGUCCCCCAUCCCACGCAGACCCGAGGAAGAAGGGGAAGGUGCCCGUCCCCCCCGCCAGGGCCUGUCCCCUCCCCUGCCCCUGCAUGGGACCCCCGGGAGGAGGGGGCUGCACCAGUCGCUUCGCUCUGCACCGAUUUCCCCCCCACCCUGGUCACCGCAGCCAAACUGCUUCCCCCGCCCAGGGAUGGGGACAGAGUGGGGGCGGCCAGACCCUGCAUGGGGGGGGCUGCUCCUCACCUGCACUCGCUGCCCCCUCCCCGCUGCUGUCACCGCAUGUCACCGCACAGUCCUGUAAAUACGGCGCCCACCGCCCUCAGUGGGGGGGUCCCAGUGCUGGGCCGACCCCCCCCUUGGCAGGGAGCUGGCGUGGGGGGGGACAGAGGUGGGGGCCACAGAUUUGUUAUAAUUUCUUUUGUAGAAAGCACCGAUUUCCCUGUAACUGGUUUCAGAAACACAAGAGUGCUCGGAA